GUUUUUUUCUCUCUUUAUAAUCCCGAGGACAGCUAAUUCCCGCUUCAUCUCCCUUGGGUGAUGCCCCGUACACUGAUAUACCUUGUGCCACUGGACUUUCCACCUGAAACAGAAACUGCAAAAGUCACCUCACUAACCACUCGCCGGCCGUCUUCUUCACCGGCACCGGAAUUUCACUCUCACUGUUGAUCUCGCGAAACGGUAACAACUCUUUUCUCUUCACAAAAUUUUAGGUUUUUAAUUUUCAAUAGGUUUUGCGAUGAGUGGUGAGACGAAACCGGUGAUUACCUCGCUUACUAGAAGCACAUGGAACUCAGGAAAGGCAUACGAGUUCGAACCAAUGCUUUCCUCCUCUAUUUCGCAAGCUUCCUCUAUACCGGAACUGAUUUUGUAUCUAAAAUCGGCUUUUCGUGAUAAGGAGUUCUCUCUGGUUGAAGGAAUUCUAAUGGACCGUGAUAAACAGCUGCGGGAAGAAAAGUUAAAUAUGGAGAAUCAAUUGAAGGAUAUGCAGAGGGAAAAUGAAGAGCUAAAAAAUGGAAAAGCUGAAGUUGAGGCAAAGCUGAAGAUGUAUUUGGGGAAGUUCAAAGAGUUGGAAAGUAGAGUAUCACUUCAGGAGGUAGAAACUGCUAAAACUCGUACGGUUGAUGUCUCAGUGAUCCAUAAAAUGGCAGAAGAUGCUGAUGUUGUAGAAGUGAAUAGUAAAGCUUCUGGUGCUGCUGGAGAUCUUCAGGAGAAGCAGUUGUCACCACCUAGGGCUCCACCAGUUGAUUCAACUGGAAAUGGAAAUGGAAUUGGAAAUGGUAAAUCAAGAGAUGAAGGCAGUGGUAACAGAGACUUCAUUUCAACAAAAAUGAAUAUGUUUAAUUGUCCUGAUGUCCAGACAUUGCAUCCCAUGCCUUCUGCUGGUGGUUCUGCUCAAGGCAAUAGCAAUGUUUCCAACAUAGAAAAGAAAAGAUGUCGUUCAGAGGAAGCAGACCCUCUCCUUAUCAACUUGGUUUGUGAGAACGGAGCACCUACUAUAGAUCCAUCAGCAUGCGAAGCAGAAGGCGUUGUUAAGAAAAACUUUAAUACAGCAGUUGGCAGGGCUGGGUCUUCAAUUGUUGUUCACAUUAGCGACAGCGAUGAUGAGAAUGCAAAGGCUUGUGUUUCUAAAAGUAAUGAUGUAGGCAGGAAUUCAACAUUUCCACACCAGAUAAAAGAACAGGAUGUAAAGGAAACUUCAGUGUCCAAGAGGAAAAGAAGCUUAUGUGAUAGUGACAAUGGUGGUGGUUCUUCAUUUGGCAAACUAAAGACUAGAUCUAUUCAGGAAUUAAAUCGUGAUGGAAAGCUGUCCUUUUCUCAUGACAAUUCCCAUAAACCGGUGUUUGUAAGACGAUGCGAUGACAAAGAUGGAGGGAAGUCUUAUUCUCAACUAUCUUCCAGAAGAUCUGAUUUAUACAAGCUUGAUGGGUCUGGUGAUGAUAGUUCUUCAGAUUCUGAGAAUGAUCCCUUGAGUGACAAAAGUAUGAAUAUGUUAAUCCAAAAAGUUACAAAACGCAAAAUUUUCUCGUCGGAAGAUGAUUUGAGGUUGUCCUUCGAGAAGGACCCUGAACUUUGUAUGAAUGCAAUAUGUGCACUUUAUAGGCACCAAAUUUCUCCAAACAUCUCUUCCAAGGGCCUUUUUGCUACCAAGAGUCAGGGGUUGAGUCUAUCUGAUAAAAUCAGCAUAGCUGCUUUGGGUGAAUAUCUGAUCGAUGGGGAUCCAGAAAAUAAACUCAGAAAAGCCGUGGAAGAAGUACGUCCAAAGGAUCAUGCAGAAUGUAAAAGAUUAGCUACUAAAUACUGCGACCAACUAUAUCAGAUAUACCUUAACAAGGAGGAUCGUUUGUUCCUCCCAAUCUGUAAGUUCUAGUUUAGCAGAAAGGCGAUCUUGCCUCUCUGCUAUACAUAUGCUCUUCCAAGGAGAACUAUACUAAUAUGAACUUCCAAAUUUUGACCACUCCUACUCCCCAGUUAUUGCUGCACAAGAUAUAAGCUUUUGCUGUGGCCGCUAGUAACCAAGACACCUUUCUGAUUCACCUUUUGUUACUUUGGUGUGGAUAGUUGAUUAUGGAUAGUUACAACUGAUAUAUAUAGGUUUUGAUGAUCAUAGAUGAUUUUAGCUAUGUAAAAACUUAGGAAUAUAUUUUGCAUUCCCAUGAAUCAUGUUGAAGACUUGUUCCCCUUUUCAUGUAAUGUUCUUAUAUUGGGGCCUUUUGGCUUAGUCAUCUCUUGGUUCCUUAA
Solanum lycopersicum (tomato) is the source of this 2262-nucleotide messenger RNA. RefSeq lists its product as uncharacterized. The record is from RefSeq and is a predicted model, not a curated record. NCBI's taxonomy places the organism in Eukaryota, Viridiplantae, Streptophyta, Magnoliopsida, Solanales, Solanaceae.